CAGAAACUCACAUGCAAUUAACAGCUCUGACAUCAGGGGACAAGCAAAUAUAAAACACUCAGCUCUGAGAGGGGUUCAUCAGAGAACCCGCUCAGGAGUUUAAGCCUGAUUUUUAUGUGUUUCAGUCUCUACACAAAGGGCUGCAAACCAGAGAUCUGUUCUUCACUCUUGCUUCGAGCAGAAUGAAAGCCCAUAAAUUCCUCUCUCUGGGAUACAUCGUCUUGCCCCUGCUGUGUUCUCAACAGACCUGGGCUCAAUUCCCAAGACAGUGUGCCACUGUUGAGGCUCUGAGAAAUGGUGUGUGUUGCCCAGACCUGUCCCCACUGUCUGGGCCUGGGACUGACCGCUGUGGCUCCUCGUCAGGGCGGGGCAGGUGUGAGGCAGUGACUGCAGACUCACGACCCCACAGCCCCCAUUACCCGCAUGAUGGCAGAGAUGAUCGGGAGGCUUGGCCCACGAGGUUCUUCAACAGGACAUGCCGAUGCAAUGGCAAUUUCUCAGGACACAACUGUGGGACUUGCCGUCCUGGAUGGAAAGGAGCUGCCUGUGACCAGAGAGUUCUCAUAGUCAGGAGAAAUCUUCUGGACUUGAGUGCAGAAGAAAAGAACCACUUUGUCCAGGCCCUGCAUCUGGCCAAGCGGACAAUGCACCCUCAGUUUGUCAUCGCCACCAGGAGAUCAGAAGAAAUAUUGGGGCCAGAUGGCAACACGCCACAAUUUGAGAACAUUUCCAUUUACAACUACUUUGUUUGGACACACUACUAUUCGGUUAAAAAGACUUUCCUUGGGCCGGGACAGGAAAGCUUUGGAGAAGUGGAUUUCUCUCACGAGGGACCGGCUUUUCUCACAUGGCACAGGUACCACCUUCUGCAACUGGAGAGAGACAUGCAGGAAAUGUUGCAGGAUCCUUCAUUUUCUCUUCCUUACUGGAAUUUUGCAACCGGGAAGAACAUCUGUGACAUUUGCACCGAUGACCUCAUGGGAUCGAGAAGCAACUUUGACCCCACUCUUAUAAGCCUGAACUCUGUCUUUUCUCAAUGGCAAGUGGUCUGCGAGUCCUUGGAGGAUUAUGAUACCCUGGGAACACUUUGUAAUAGCACUGAGGGGGGGCCAAUUAGGAGAAAUCCAGCUGGAAAUGUGGCGAGGCCAAUGGUACAACGUCUUCCUGAACCACAGGAUGUCGCCCAGUGUUUGGAAGUUGGUUUAUUUGACACCCCUCCUUUUUAUUCCAAUUCUACAAACAGUUUCCGAAAUACAGUAGAAGGUUACAGCGAUCCCACAGGAAAGUAUGACCCUGCUAUUCGAAGCCUUCACAAUUUGGCUCAUCUAUUCCUGAAUGGAACAGGGGGACAAACCCAUUUAUCUCCAAACGAUCCUAUUUUUGUCCUCCUGCACACUUUCACUGACGCGGUCUUUGAUGAAUGGCUGAGGAGAUAUAAUGCUGAUGUAUCCACAUUUCCAUUGGAAAAUGCCCCAAUUGGACAUAAUAGGCAAUACAAUAUGGUACCAUUCUGGCCUCCAGUUACCAACAUAGAAAUGUUUGUUACUGCUCCAGACAAUCUGGGAUAUACUUAUGAAGUUCAAUGGCCAAGUCGGAAUUUUAGUAUUUCUGAACUUGUUACUAUAGGAGUAGUUGCUGCUUUAUCCCUGGUCGCGGUCAUUUUUGCGGGUGCUUCUUGUAUGAUUCGUGCCAGAAGCAACAUGGAUGAAGCACAUCAGCCUCUUCUCACUGAUCAAUAUCAACACUAUGCUGAAGAAUAUGAAAAAAUGCACAAUCCUAAUCAGUCUAUGGUCUAAUGACAAAUGACCAAUUCUCUGAUACAUUAGCAUCACAAGAACACCUGGUUGAAACAUAACAGAUGAAAUUACUUUAUGUUCUUUUCCUCCAUUACUUUCUUUCUUAUGCACGCCCAUGUUGGAAUUAGAGCUCUACAUAUUAUUUGCUAGAGCACAGAGAGUCACAGUCUUUUUAAUACAUUCUUUUUUCCAACUCUAUUUCAAAUGGUAGGUUGUAUGUUAACAAACUAGAAUUUAAAUAAAAACUUGAAACAUUAAAAAAAUAAAAAAAUAAAAUAAAACAAAACAAAACAAAACAAAAUAAAAUGGUAGGUUGCAGGCAUAUACCCCUGUCCUCUAGCCCUAAUUCCCAACCCUAACCCUAACCCUCUGGAGAGGUCUCUGAACUGCAAAAUACCAGACACAUAUACUAACCCUAACCCUGAAUCUGAGAAUGUGGCUUACUGAACACAUGAUAAGAAACGCUGAGAAACAGCCUAGUUACCCUGGAGAAGACUCCAAAUACUUAAGAAUUGGUGGGAUUUCUGGAAAUUGGUGUUGAAGGUAGAGAUUUAAAAAAAGAGUGAAGGAAAAUAAAAUGGUAGUUUGCACCAACUCUAUGAUAUUUAAGCAGAGAAUGUGAAGAUUUGGGCGUGUUUUAAAGACCAACUAUAUGACAAUGUAAAUAAGCUGUUGUGCUUUGUUUAUGUAUAAAGAAAAAUCAUAAUAGUAAAUCUCUGAUUAAAAUACAUCAGUAGGCAUCUCUACAAUGUGAAAAUGCAAACACAUUUCCGUUCACUGACAUCGAACAAUGGAUAUAUAGGAAGCCACAUUUAUUAAUUAAAAUCCAUUAUGUGGAGCUACAAAUGGGAUCCCAAUUGUUUUUCAGACUAAAAUUCCCCUUGGGCACCAAAGUUUAGUUUAGUUUAAGGUUUAGUCUGAGGUUCAACGUCGCAAAAAAAUCCUGAUCUUUGUCACACUCCAUAGAGGUAAAGACGUCACUUUGUUUAAAAAACAGUUGAUACUCUAUUUGCCACCAUGUUCUACCUGUCAAUGGACUGGAAGCCAACAACCCAUUCAUACAUUUCAUGUCCCCAUUCCUCUUCCAAUAUCUUAGUGACCCAAAGCAAGGCAUAAAGUGGAGAAUACGCAAUACCGUGCUCUACAAACACCAUUCAAUUCAUUGUGUUUCAAGUAGCCUUCUCGUAUCACUUAUCGGUCUUUCAUAUGUUUUGAAAAUAAAAUAAUAAUAAUAUUAU
This is a messenger RNA of Herpailurus yagouaroundi (jaguarundi), 3034 nucleotides long. RefSeq names its product tyrosinase related protein 1 (gene TYRP1). Gene Ontology annotation, biological process: melanosome organization; melanocyte differentiation. Bases 183 to 1796 code for a protein of 537 amino acids. The record is from RefSeq and is a predicted model, not a curated record. The transcript has 8 exons. Gene Ontology annotation, cellular component: melanosome. NCBI's taxonomy places the organism in Eukaryota, Metazoa, Chordata, Mammalia, Carnivora, Felidae. Gene Ontology annotation, molecular function: oxidoreductase activity.